AUGACCCCAAAUCCAACCUCUAAACCCAACCUUACCACCAAUGACUCCGCCGUCCUCCAAGCUCUCUUCGACGCCGAAUCCUCCCCCUCUAACUCCAUCACCAUCGACUCUUCUCUCCCCACCUAUCCAUCUCACCUCAACAUCACCCCAGAACUUUUGCAGACUCUCCAAUCCCGCGAGGUUUCUAUAAUCCGCACCCUGCAAUCCGAAACCACCUUGGACAUUCCAACAAUCCAACAAGCAAUCAAGGAUCUCGACACCCUUAUCGCCGAACAUCCAACCUACCCAUCCGCAUAUGUCAACCGCGCCCAAACUCUUCGUAUCCUCAUUGACAAGACCAAGACUACCACUGAGAGUAGUGGUGAUGAUAAUGACGAUGACAAGAUCUUUGACCCCGAGAACACACAGCCCGCAUCCACGUUACUAGCAGACCUGGGGAACGCUAUCACGUUGGCGACGCCCAGGUCACCUGCUGAUCCAGUUUCGUCGGUCCAGGCGCGCUUGCUGGCUGAUGCGCAUACGCAUCGCGGGUAUUUGCUGCUCAAAGCGGCGAGAGUGAAGAAGGAGAGAAAGCAGGAAGAAGUGAUUGGUGGUCCGGAUCAGUUGCGUGUCGUGGAGCCGGAGCAGUUGGAGGAUAUGGCUAGUCGGGAUUUCUUUUUCGGGGGCAGGUAUGGGAAUAAGGUUGCACAGCAGUUGGCUGUACAGACGAAUCCGUAUGCGAAGAUGUGUGGGGCGAUUGUGAAGGAGGCGUUGAGGAAGGAGGUGGUGGGUGAUGGUGUGGUUAAGAUCUGA
Molecule: messenger RNA, 792 nt
Organism: Aspergillus niger
Lineage: Eukaryota; Fungi; Ascomycota; Eurotiomycetes; Eurotiales; Aspergillaceae
Exons: 1
Coding region: 1-792 (263 amino acids)
Biological process (GO): cilium assembly
Source: RefSeq, a predicted model, not a curated record